CUGAAUCGCCACUCUUACAAUGAAGCCUGAUUUGAAUCUCCUUUUUUUCAUUUUGAGUACUGUUAAGGUCACUCUCCCUCUGGAAUAUUGUCCCACUCAUUGCCGUUGUGACUGGGACAUCCAUAGUGUAUCAUGUUAUGGAGCUGAGGUCAUGCCUAUUUUCCAUUCCAGCACACAGGAGGUGUGGCUUGUGAGGGCAAAACUGUCUUCUAUUCCUCAGAAUGCCUUUGCCAACUUGGCCAACAUUUCUCACAUAUCCAUCUCUGAUGAUGAUACUUUAAGAUAUCUUGAGAGGCAUUCUUUCCACAACCUGUCCAGGAUAACCCACAUACAACUAACUGGUAUCAAAACACUGUCAUACAUUGACCAAGAGGCAUUUAAGGAUCUGCCUAAUUUAAAGUACCUUGGGAUCACCAACACAGGCCUCAUCUCCUUUCCUGGUCUACAAUAUAUUCAGUCCAGCCAAGAGGAUUUUAUUUUGGAGAUAGUGGAGAAUGUCUUCAUACAAGUUAUACCUGCUAAUUCUUUCACUGGAAUAUCUGUGAAUGCUCUGACCAUCAUGCUGAAUAGCAAUGGUGUGAAAGAAAUCCAGCGCUAUGCCUUCAAUGGGAGCAGCCUGGAGGAAGUGUAUCUUCACAGGAAUGUGGAUUUGGAGCGUAUAGAUGAAUUAGCAUUUUAUGGUGUGAUUCGCGGCCCAACUCACUUAGACCUUUCAGAAACCAAAGUUAGCUCUUUGCCUUCAAUAGGUAUGGAGACCAUUGAAAAGCUCCAAGCUAAAAACACUUGGGCCCUCAAAGCACUGCCCCCCUUUCGAGCCUUUUUUCAUUUACAGAGUGCUGAAUUGACCUUCCCAAGCCAUUGCUGUGGUCUCAAAAUGUUGAAAAGAUGGAGAGGACACUCUGAGGCAGUUAUUUGCAACCUGACCCGGACUGCUUUGGGAAAGCUGCAGGAAUCCUCUGCAGCUCUCUCUCAGAGGUAUCUAGGACAUAAAAUCUACCAACAUCUAAAAGACAGCUUUGGUCUACCAACUGCUGGCAGCACAAAUCACAAUCAUUACUACAACAGCCCCAUUUGCCCAACUGAACAGUCUCAAAAUGAGGGUUUGUUUUAUGUGGAGUUACCUACAGAGCAUCUCAAUGAAGGUUUUGACUUUGCACUAUGUAAUGAACUUCACACAGAUAAUCAUGGACUCUUGUGCACCCCCCUGCCUGAUGCACUGAACCCCUGUGAAGAUGUGAUGAGUCAAGGCUUCCUGAGGGUGUUGGUCUGGGUGGUCAGUCUGUUAGCCAUUUCAGCCAACCUCCUGGUUAUGUUCAUCCUGCUGACCAGCCGACAGAGGUUGUCAGUUACCCGUUUCCUCAUUGGUCACCUGGCAUUUGCAGACUUUUGUAUGGGGAUGUACUUACUGCUCAUUGCAUCUGUCGACCUCUACACACGUGCCCAUUAUUACCAUUAUGCUAUUGCCUGGCAAACAGGAAGUGGCUGCAAUCUAGCAGGGACAUUAUCAGUGUUUGCCAGCAAGCUAUCUGUGUACACAUUAACUUUAAUCAGUUUUCAGCGCUGGCAUGCCAUCUUCUACGCAAUGAGGCCAGACAGAAAAAUUAGGUUACGCCAUGCAGCUGUGCUGAUGCUUGUCGGCUGGUUGCUGUGUAUGAUCCUAGCACUGCUGCCAGUGGUUGGUGUGAGCAGUUACCAGAAAGUGAGCAUCUGCUUACCCAUGGACACUGAGACAACUGCUGCUCAGGUCUAUGUGGUCUCUGUCCUGAUGGCUAAUGUCAUUGCUUUUAUGGUGGUAUGUUUAUGUUACCUCCACAUCUACUGUAUGGUGCACAAUCCCCGGCACCAGUCCAGCAGAUGUGAUACCAGCAUGGCCAAACGCAUGGCUAUUCUCAUAUUCACCAACUUUCUGUGUCUGGCUCCCAUUUGCUUCUUUGGCUUGUCUGCAGCUCUCCACCAACCAUUGAUGACUGUCACAGAUUCCAAGGUGCUGCUGGUGCUUUUCUAUCCUCUCAACUCUUGUGCACACCCAUUUUUUUAUGCUAUCCUGACAAAAGCAUUUCACAGAGACAUCCUGAUGUUGCUGAGCCGGAUGGGGCUGUGCCAGCGUCAAGCACAUCUUUAUCGAAGCCAACUUGUCAGUAUUACUCCCCACAUAUAUAAAGAAACAAUGUCUGCUCCACAGUCCAGCCCCCACAUCCAAAAACGUUCAAGUAUGGGAAUCACCAGGCUACAAGACGCCCCAAAAUUACUUUUGAAAUUUGAUUAAUAAUUUUUCUUGUAGUAGACUUAAAAAGCAAUAAUUGUACUUAUAUAUAAAUGUCCUUGUAAAUACCAAUUCACAGAACCUAACCAUUACACUCAUGACCUCUGAGAAUUCUUGAUCAAUUAAUUUCUUGCAUCAGUAUAUAUGGAUACCUCUAAUAGAGGCGGUUGUUUGCCAUUCUAAAAUAAUAAUCCAAAUGUUAAUCUGCAGGUAAUGACAGCAAAAGUUUAGGCUUCAGCUGUAGGGGAACGAGUGGAAAUAAUAAUAAUAAUAAUGGAUUUAUAUUUUAAAAAUGGAUUCAUAUAGCGCUUUAUCGUGAUACUCAAAGCACUACAGAGUAAACUCACCUUAACCACUACCAAUGUGUAGCACCCACCUGGAUGAUCCAUGGCAGCCAUUUUGCGCCAGAACACUCACCACACAUCAGCUUGAGGUGGAGAGGGAGGGCAACAUAGAGCCAAUUACAAUAGGGGAUGAUUAGGUGGCCAGAUGGAGAGAGCCAGGAUGGGAAUUUUGCCAGGACAAUGGGGAACCCCCUCCUAUUUGCAAUAAGUACCAUGGGAUCUUUAAUGACUACAGUGAGUCAGGACCUCGGUUUAAUGUCUCAUCUGAAGGACGGCAUCUCCUACAGCACAGCGUCAACAUCACUGCACUGAGGCAUUGGGAUUUUUAAAAAAUAUUUUUUUUACUUUUCCAACAAGCACUCCCACAAUCACACGCGCUUUACGUAGUGUUUGGUCAAGUGUGUGGAGGUGUGAAGGUAAGUGGGGGCACUUUCUGUGUGUACAACCGAGUGCAACACCAUGAGAGACUUUCUGAAAUUGUGCAGUUAUCUCCAUUUGUAUGAUUCAUUGCAUCAAGAAAUCAAAGAAGCAAAAGACACAGAGUUCUCGGAGAGAGAUCAGUGAGGCAGUGAGAUGCAGCCAGGAGGAGGGUAUGACAGCAGUUAUAGUAAUUAUAUAUAUUAUAUACUAUAUAAUUUAUAGUAAUUUUAUAAUACUUUAUUAUUUUAAAUGUGCUACAUACAGCUUCACUCAACUUCUUUUCUGUAUCAUGUCAUCAACAUCUGUAAAUUAGUAUAUUUACAUACACACUAGUCCCUAUUAUGUCUUAUCCUGGUAUUAAUCAUACAGAACAUUACCUGGUUUUUAAUAUCCCUGUAUGACUAGCAUUAUCGAGGUUACUGAUCAUUUGUGUAGGAGAAUCCUUGAUGCUUUCACAUUAAACAUUCAUCUUUGUAAACAUCUCUGUCAUUUAUGUGAUGAGGUUCAGGUAUUCUCAGUGUGAAUCUCUUGUGGCAGGAAGGUCUAUCCAAUCCAACCAUUCUGUGUUACACAAGUCAUCAUUAGCUUAUGUAACUUGUUUUCCCUAAAUGAAACACAGUUCAUUAUAAGCACAGUAAAAGUAGAGCAUAGCAUUUAAAACAAAGGUAUUAGAAAGUGAGAUUAUGAUAUGAUUAUGAAAAUAUGACUAUAGGCUAUACAUGAAACCUCCACAUGUCCUCCCAUUUGAGUCUCACUCAUUACUCAAACUUCAUGAUAUGAGUAAUAUGAGUAAUGAAACAUUUGAUCCCGUUACAAAGUACUAUCACAGUAUACCACAAUAUCCUUCAUGGUGUAAGCUAAAGCAAUAUCAUGUAAUAACUUUGCAAAUGAAGCUAUUGCAAUCAAAUGGAUCAUUAUGAAUAAAAUGAAACAAGAUACAAAAAUAUGAGUAACAUGAAAAAAAUGUCCAUCAGUCUCUUCCUUAAGAUCCUUCAAAAACAUUAUCAUCAUUAUUUUAGGUAUUACCUUCACUUUGAAGUUGGGCUCCUUCUGGAAAGUAUGAAACAACAAGGGUUUUUCCAACAGUGAGUCCUUGUUUUCAGUGGUAAUCUUUUGGUUGUAAUUGUUAGUCUCUUGUGGGAUCUGAUCCUGGUGCGCAAAAUAUCUCAAAGUGUCCACAGUUUUUGGGAAUAAUUGUGUUCAUUAUCCUUAUCGUCACAGCCCUUGUCCGUGCUACUAGAAUCUGAGUCAUCACCGUGAGGCUUAUCGAGGGCCCAUUCUGGCAUUUGAAAAAGAUCAGAAAAGUCUCCAUCUCCCUCAGGUCUCUGAUGGAGUGACUUCAUCAUCUGGGAGUUGAUUUUGGAGUUAACAAAAGAUAGGAAUAUUGGAAUACAACAGCAAAAGAUAACUCCCAUUAUAAUGAUGCAUGUUAGAGCUGCUACUAUUAUUUUUACUAGGGCUUCCUCUAUCUUCCUAAAAUCAAUUCUAGCCCUGUAAACCGAUCUUUCCCAUAAUGUACAUACGUAGUAACCCAAUUGACGAUGGACUCAUUUCUGACAUACCUUUUAAUUUGCAUAGAUUGUUUUGUUUGUUGUUUGGACAUUAACAGCACAAUGACUAACAUCAGAUAGUCUUCCAUUACAUGUGACGAAGCCAAAUUAUCUGGUUUUAAAGGAUUGUAUUAAUGACUUAACCCCUUUGUUCCUAAAAUAUUAGUCUUAGUAUUUGUACAACUGUUUUAUAUUUCAUAACUAUUCUCAAUCCUGCCAACACUGUUAGGGUGCUGUUAGGGUGGUGUUAGAGCAGCCACACUUCAUUUUAUACAUCGUUUAUUUACAAUUUAAGAUACAAAGACACUACAUAUUAGGACUGCAAUGGUCUGAUUAUAUACACAUAUACAUUUUUGCAGAAAUGUAUAUGGUUACACAACAGAAUUGGCAAGCAGGCCUACGUUACACUACAAAUAAAAUGAAGUUAAGCUAACAUUAAGUAAUGAAGCCUGCGACGGAUGUAUGAGCAAGAGGGUCAAAGUUCAAGGCGCAAUGUUAUGACGAAGUAGUAUGUCCCAGUUGUAUGCAUACUGCAUGCAAAAGUAUGCACUUUUAAGGGCUGAUGCAGUAUGUACUACAAGUGGAAAGAAAAAAGUAUGCAAUUUGGAACGCAGGCCAACCAUCAUAACCCAUCGUUAUGGCAGGUGCCUUUUCAGAAUCAGACUCAGCUUUAUUGCCAAGUAGAUUUACACAUGCAAGAAAUGUGCUUUGGUAUUUUAGUACAAAAUAAUAAACAAAGUAGAAAUAUAAAGAAAGAUAAAGUAAGUACUGCAGGUCAAGAAUCACAAAUAUAAAAUAUAAAACUGACAAUAAGCUAUCAAAGAAUAUAAAAAAAUGUAAGAAAAUAAAGAACAUGUGCAAUAUGUUAUUUAUUUUACAGUUUGUGCAAUGUGCAAAAUAUUUACAUGGGAAUGUGCAAAAGUUUACAGUAUUACUUUUCAUACGUCACAUGAGCUGCAACCAAGCCCCGAUAACAGGGAGGCAACCCCUGCAGUUAACAAAGCAGUAAUAGGCAAUCAAUUUUUUUUCCUUUUUCAUUCCCACUCCUGUGGUUUGCGUCAAAACACCAAUGGCGUAAUUCUGUCUGUAAGAGACAAACAGACUAAACGGCUUAUCAUCUUGGGCAAAACAUUGAACCCCAAAUUGUUCCUGAGGGCUGUGCCUUCAGUGUGUGAGUGUGUGUGAAUGCUUGGUUAGUUUCUUUCAACUGAUGAGUAGUUGGUACCUGCCACCCUGUGAAUUGGGUGAAUGUGAUAUGUGGUGUGAAGCGCUUUAAGUAGUCGGGAGACUCAAAAGGCUAUACAUGUAAAGUCCAUUUAGGAUUUAUCAUAAUGCAUGUAAUAUCAUUUCAAUAGAUUGAGUUGUGAUAAUCAAAUUUACAUCAAUGUUAUGUCAUAACUGUGGAGGGACUUUAGCAUUUUAUCCAUUAGCUUAUUGUUUUCUUUGGUGAUCACCACUUGUUGCUGAGUCUCAGGUAAUAUUAUUACCUAUGGGUUAGCAAUGGUUGUUAUUGAUGUCUGUCAUGGUACAGCUGUACCAUUCCUAAUUCUCUGUUUGUUUGUCCCCUGUUGGAUCUCCUCUUGUGUUUGUCUGUGUGUAUAUGUCUGUGUGUGUGUGUGUGUGUGGCCUCCGAGGAACCUCCAAUCCAGAACUGACACACCUGCUACUCACCUGCUGUUACCCACCUGCUCUCCAUCUGCCCACCCGCUCUCACCUGCUGUUACCACUUGUUUUUUUUCCCCUUUAUUUUUGCUUCAGGGAGCAGAUAUCCGCCACACAGCAUUGUUCUUGAAGUUGACAUUAUUCCUUGAAUUAAAAAAAACUUUAGAUUAAAAACGAUGACCUCUUGCACUUUAACUUUUUUACUUAAUAUUAUUAUUAUCAGAUUCUGGUUUCUUUUAUCAAUUAUUUUAACGCUCUUCCAAUUUUUAUCUAUAUGCAGGUUUAAUUCUUCUUAAAUAUUCUUACUUGUAAUCUUGAUCUAUGAUAAUCCUGUAAAUGCAUUUCAUAAAUGCGAAGUAGUUUUAUUGAAAUGCUGUAAAAUUCCAAAUAGUUUUAUUUAAAUGCUAUAAUUGCAACAGUCAAAUUUCAUAAAUACAAAAUAGUUUUAUUUAAAUGAUGUAAAUGGAUUUAUUUAUAAUCCUGUAACUUUCAACUCCUGAGGUAUUUAGAUGACUGCACACAGCUCUUUGUUUUCCUCUCAGCUUCACUUUAAAUUUCCAAACCAUAAUCAAUCUCUUUUCGUGGUUACUACACACUGAAGCAAUGCGCUCCACUAAAUCUCUGGUGCUAUAUACAACGAUAAACAAAGUACUCAAAUGUUCUGCUCAACAAAGGCAUCGAUACCACACAGCAAAAACACACCAAUACGAGCAAAACACACUGUUAUGAAGAUGCCACCUAUGCAACAGUACACAGUAAAAUCAGAAUGCACACAAUAAAAUCAUAAUGCACAAAAAUUUAAAAAAGAAAGCAUUCAAAGCAAAAGGAUAUCCCCCAGUACCUGCUAUACAUAUGUUACAUUUUAUAUAAGUUGAUUACCAUUAUUCUCCAUUAAUAUAAAAGCAGGAUUUUACUGUUGUAGUUGGCUUAUUCUGAACUUUUGUAUCUAACUGCAGCUAAUGAUUGCCUUCACUACGGAUCGAUCUACUGAUUAUCUUCUCUAUUCAUCAAUUGAUUAUUUAAUUUGUAUGAAAUAUGAAAAUAGUUAGAAAUGCCGCCACGAUCACCCAGAGCUCAAAGUGACUCCUUCACAAUGCUUAUUUUUCCCAAACAGUCCAAACCUUGAAGCUAUUAACACUAUGUAAGAAUUAAUAAUUUAAAUGAAGGUUGCUUGCCUAUUAUAUUAAUACCAUGUUGAAACUUUUGUACACACAUACACACACG
Molecule: messenger RNA, 7463 nt
Organism: Siniperca chuatsi (mandarin fish)
Lineage: Eukaryota; Metazoa; Chordata; Actinopteri; Centrarchiformes; Sinipercidae
Product: thyrotropin receptor-like
Exons: 11
Coding region: 20-2266 (748 amino acids)
Biological process (GO): G protein-coupled receptor signaling pathway
Cellular component (GO): membrane
Molecular function (GO): thyroid-stimulating hormone receptor activity
Source: RefSeq, a predicted model, not a curated record